Messenger RNA from Cylicocyclus nassatus, 429 nucleotides. NCBI's taxonomy places the organism in Eukaryota, Metazoa, Nematoda, Chromadorea, Rhabditida, Strongylidae. The record is from the annotation of a GenBank genome assembly.
AUGCUUCCAGACAUAUUUAGUUGUGAAGAAUCCAUUAUGCAAGUACGUGCCUGUGAUCAUCCUUACAUGGAUCCUCUUUCAAACAGAUUGCAGAAGAAAUUCAAGAAGAAGUUGGAAGCUGAAAUGACGCGUGAUUGCGAACUGGAAUAUGAGGCUAAGUUGCUGGUUUUCUUUCGUGAAGGCAGUUGUAAGAGGGUUGAAGCUACGUCUAUUCCAAAUAAAGUCGUAAUUUGCAAUGAGAAAGAAACCAAGAGCGGUUUUGAAUAUGUGGAUCUUGCUGCGUUUUUCACCGAAUCGCAGAGCGAGAGUAUAGAGGCGCUACGACUGAGGGGAUGGCCAAAAAUCAGAUUUGGAUGCUACCUUUACCUCUGGGUGAGCCAACCAAGGAAGAAAAAGGAUGUUGUUGUUUGCAUUUUUGCAAAGAGAUAA